Fraxinus pennsylvanica is the source of this 4485-nucleotide messenger RNA. The record is from the annotation of a GenBank genome assembly. Lineage: Eukaryota; Viridiplantae; Streptophyta; Magnoliopsida; Lamiales; Oleaceae.
AUGAUGAAGGAGAAAAGGGCACAUUUUUAUUGCUUGUUAGGGAGGGAUUCGAGUUGCUGGAUUGAUGGCAGACCAGAUCAAACCAAUCUACUAGAACCUGUUCAGCUUGAGAGCAGACCAACACUUUACUUUCACUCUCGCGCGCGCUUGUCUUGGCUUGGCUUUACACAGUCCCCUCCUACAACAGAGAGAGUUGUGGACAGAGCAAUGGCUGCUGCUUGGGAAAUCACUGCAGCAGAGUUCUUACAAGGUUCUCAAAGGCAAAAACUGUUUCUUCCUAGAUUUUCUUCAAGGCAGACGAACAGAUUGCUUUGGGGUAACUUGCAAAGACAGAGUCCUGCAAAAAUUUCUUAUAGAGCUGGUCUUCCAGUCCUGGUGAGGGCAGUUGUCUCAAGGGAUGCAAGCAGUUCAGUUAGUGAGAUACCAGCCAAGGUUAAGAGGGAUGCUGCAAAGGUUCUACAUUUAUAUCGAAUUCCGUUUAUUCAGGAAAGUGCAACUGCUGAACUUCUCAAAUUGGUUCAGACCAAAGUCUCAAACCAAAUAAUUGGCUUGAAAACUGAACAGUGCUUCAAUAUUGGUGUAGAUGGAGAUCUUUCAGAUGAGAAGCUUCUAGUGCUUAAGUGGCUUUUGGGAGAAACUUAUGAACCGGACAAUCUGGGGGUUGAAAGUUUUCUUGACAAGGAGAUGAAAGAAAGCUUGAAUACCAUUGUAGUAGAAGUUGGUCCCCGUUUAUCUUUCACCACCGCCUGGUCUACCAAUGCUGUCUCAAUUUGCCGAGCAUGUGGGUUGACUGAAAUAAAUAGAUUGGAACGGUCAAGGAGGUACUUGUUGUAUGUUAAUGCUGGAAGUGCAUCAUUGUUAGACAGUCAGAUUAGCGAGUUUGCUGCCCUGGUGCAUGAUAGGAUGACUGAGUGCAUCUAUACUCAGAAGCUCACAUCUUUUGAGACACGUGUAGUCCCGGAGGAGGUACAGUAUAUACAGGUUAUGGAGAGGGGCAGGAACGCAUUGGAGGAAAUAAAUGAUGAAAUGGGUUUAGCCUUUGAUGAACAAGAUUUGCAAUACUACACUAAGCUUUUCAGGGAUGACAUCAAGCGGAAUCCUACAAAUGUCGAGUUAUUUGAUAUUGCACAGUCCAAUAGUGAGCACAGUAGGCACUGGUUUUUUACGGGGAAGAUUGUUAUAGAUGGUGAGCCGGUAAAUAGGACCCUGAUGCAAAUUGUCAAAAGCACUUUGCAAGCAAACCCAAACAAUUCUGUUAUUGGCUUUAAGGACAACUCCAGUGCAAUUAGAGGGUUUCUUGUGAAUCGAUUGCGACCUAUUCAACCUGGUUCAACAUGCCCAUUGGAGAUGAGUCCUUGUGAACUCGAUAUAUUGUUUACUGCUGAGACCCACAAUUUCCCAUGUGCAGUGGCUCCAUUUCCUGGUGCAGAGACAGGUGCUGGUGGUCGGAUUAGGGACACACAUGCGACUGGCAGGGGUUCAUUUGUUGUGGCAUCUACAGCUGGUUACUGUGUUGGAAAUCUUAAUAUUGAAGGUUCAUAUGCUCCAUGGGAGGAUCCAUCAUUCACAUACCCGACAAACUUGGCUCCCCCACUGCAGAUUCUCAUUGACGCUAGCAAUGGUGCAUCAGACUAUGGCAACAAAUUUGGGGAGCCUUUAGUUCAGGGUUACACAAGGACUUUUGGAAUGAGACUUCCAAAUGGGGAACGACGGGAAUGGUUGAAACCAAUCAUGUUCAGUGCAGGUAUUGGUCAGAUUGAUCACACUCACAUAUCGAAGGGAGAUCCUGAAAUUGGAAUGUUAGUUGUAAAGAUCGGAGGUCCAGCAUAUCGAAUUGGAAUGGGUGGUGGUGCUGCAUCAAGCAUGGUUAGUGGCCAAAAUGAUGCUGAGCUUGAUUUUAAUGCAGUACAGCGCGGCGAUGCGGAGAUGGCACAAAAAUUGUAUCGUGUUGUCCGCGCUUGUGUCGAAAUGGGGGAGAACAAUCCUAUCAUUAGCAUUCAUGAUCAGGGUGCCGGUGGAAACUGCAAUGUUGUCAAGGAAAUAAUAUACCCAAAGGGUGCUACUAUUGAUAUAAGGGCAAUUGUAGUUGGUGAUCACACAAUGUCUGUCUUGGAGAUAUGGGGUGCUGAGUACCAGGAGCAAGAUGCUAUUUUGGUAAAACCUGAAAGCCGUGGCCUGUUGCAGUCAAUCUGUGAAAGGGAGAGAGUAUCAAUGGCUGUUAUUGGAUCAAUUAGCGGAGAAGGACGGAUUGUUUUAAUUGAUAGUUUAGCUAUAGAAAGAUGCAGCUCAAGUGGACAACCUUUGCCACCACCUGCUGUGGAUCUUGAGCUUGAAAAGGUGCUUGGAGACAUGCCUCAGAAAACAUUUGAAUUCCAUCGCACAGUUAAUGCUAGAGAACCACUUGAUAUUGCCCCUGGGAUUACCGUUAUGGAUUCUUUGAAAAGAGUUCUGAGGCUUCCUUCUGUGGCAUCUAAAAGGUUCUUAACUACGAAAGUCGAUAGAUGUGUAACAGGUCUGGUGGCACAGCAGCAAACAGUGGGUCCCUUGCAAAUUACGCUUUCUGAUGUUGCUGUUAUUGCUCAAAGUUAUACUCACUUCACUGGAGGUGCAUGCUCAAUUGGGGAACAGCCUAUCAAAGGCCUUCUGGACCCAAAAGCUAUGGCACGGUUAGCUGUAGGAGAAGCUCUCACUAAUCUUGUCUGGGCUAGGGUCACUUCUCUUUCUGACGUCAAGGCUAGUGGGAAUUGGAUGUAUGCUGCCAAACUGGAUGGGGAAGGAGCUGCCAUGUACGAUGCUGCCAUAGCUCUUUCAGAAGCUAUGAUUGAACUUGGCAUUGCUAUUGAUGGGGGGAAGGAUAGUCUUUCCAUGGCUGCACAUUCAUCUGGGGAAGUUGUCAAGGCUCCUGGAAAUCUGGUAAUUAGUACCUAUGUCACUUGUCCUGAUAUAACUAAAACCGUGACACCAGAUUUGAAGCUUGGAGAUGAUGGCAUUCUCCUUCACAUUGAUUUAGCCAAAGGGAAGCGACGCUUGGGUGGAUCUGCUCUCACUCAGGUGUUUGAUCAAGUUGGGGAUGAGUGUCCUGACCUUGAUGAUGUUUCUUACCUUAAACAAGUUUUCAAUGGGGUUCAAAAUCUUAUUGAAGAGGAGCUGAUAUCAGCUGGUCAUGAUAUUAGUGAUGGAGGAUUGAUUGUCAGUAUCUUGGAGAUGGCAUUUGCAGGGAACUGUGGUAUUCACUUGAACUUGAUUUCACAAGAGAGUUACAGCAUUUUCCAAACUCUCUUUGCAGAGGAGCUUGGCGUUGUCCUUGAGAUCAGCAAAAAUAAUAUAGAUUUGGUAAUGACAAAGCUUUUGGAUUUUGGAAUUUCUGCUGAGAUUAUUGGUGAAGUUGCUGUCUCCCCGAUGGUUGAAUUAAAGGUCGAUGGUGUUACUCAUUUGAAGGAGGAAACAUCUCUACUCAGGGAUAUGUGGGAAGAAACCAGCUUUCAUCUGGAGAAAUUACAAAGAUUGGCAUCUUGUGUUGCACUUGAAAAAGAAGGUUUGAGUGGUCGCCAUUUGCCGUCAUGGGAGUUGUCUUUCAUUCCAACCUAUACAGAUGAGAAAUAUAUGACGGCCAUUUCAAAACCAAAGGUAGCAGUCAUUCGCGAGGAAGGCAGCAAUGGGGAUAGAGAAAUGGCUGCUGCUUUUCAUGCUGCUGGUUUUGAAACAUGGGAUAUAGCAAUGUCUGACCUUCUUGGUGGAGCAAUCUCAUUGCAUGAAUUCCGUGGAAUUGUCUUUGUUGGAGGAUUUAGCUACGCUGAUGUUCUCGAUUCUGCAAAGGGUUGGGCAGCUUCAAUACGGUUUAAUAAACCUCUUUUGAGUCAAUUUCAAGAAUUUUAUGAACGUCCAGACACUUUCAGUUUAGGGGUUUGCAAUGGUUGUCAGCUGAUGGCUCUUUUGGGGUGGGUUCCAGGCCCCGAAGUUGGAGGUGUCCUUGGGGACAAUGGGGAUCCAUCACAACCAAGGUUCAUACACAAUGAAUCCGGACGGUUUGAGUGCCGCUUCACAAGUGUGAAAUUAGAAAAUUCACCCGCUAUAAUGUUCAAAGGAAUGGAAGGUAGCACAUUGGGUGUGUGGGCUGCCCAUGGUGAGGGAAGGGCUUAUUUUCCCGAUGAUGGUGUUUUCGAUAGUAUUCUAAAAUCAAAUUUGGUCCCUGUGAAAUAUUGUGAUGAUGAUGGGAAUCCGACGGAAGUCUAUCCUUUCAAUCUUAAUGGUUCUCCUUUAGGUGUGGCAGCAAUUUGUUCUCCAGAUGGCAGACACCUUGCCAUGAUGCCUCAUCCAGAGCGUUGCUUCUUGAUGUGGCAGUAUCCUUGUGGUGUUCAUGAGAGGCUUGAUGACUUGGGCGGCAUAAAUGUUUCAGAUGUGGAUUCAACAUUUCGGUGCGAGAUACAUUUUGAAAUGGCAUGUAACUUGAGGGUGAGGCAGCCAGUUUCUAAUAUAUAUCUAUAG